AUGGAUCGAUGGAAGAACUUCUCGCGGAGGUUCCACCCAAUGCGCGCGCUGGGAUUCCACGCAGACCGCGGACGCGGGGAAAACUGGCAGCGGAUUUGGGUUUAUCCGCCAAUCAGCGGUAGGCAUUUGCUCCUACCAGACAUCCAUGUCAUUUUGAUACUAGGAAACGUUGUUGAAUGGGACCUUGAUGGCACGAGAAAGAUCACCGCUCACUUAUGA
Molecule: messenger RNA, 219 nt
Organism: Penicillium coprophilum
Lineage: Eukaryota; Fungi; Ascomycota; Eurotiomycetes; Eurotiales; Aspergillaceae
Exons: 1
Coding region: 1-219 (72 amino acids)
Source: RefSeq, a predicted model, not a curated record